GGGCUGUAGGUGACUGUUCUCUGCGGGGCUGAGGUCCGCAGAGCCUUCCCCCAGGGCAGGGGCAAACGGCCCCCUUCCAGGAGGGAGCCGGAAGAUUAGGCAGCUCCAUGUAAGUCCACAUGUAGGUGAACAGAACCCACCAUGAGGAAGGGCAAAAAGAAGAAGCCAGAGUCCAGACGCCGCGGCUCCACACCCCAGCACGCCAGCUCGGAGUCCACACCCCAGCACGCCAGCUCGGAGUCCACACCCCAGCACGCCAGCUCGGAGUCCACACCCCAGCACGCCAGCUCGGAGUCCACCGCUCGGCCCAGCCCUGGAUCCACCCCGCAGCCCAGCUCUGGAUCCAUCCCCCAGCAGCCUGCACCCCAGGCUCUCCCAGCUCCAGAAAGCAGACCCUCAGCCCGGGCCCCUGCACCGGCCCUGGGCCGGUUGCCUCCGGACCCUACCGCGAAAGCACCCUCUCAAUCCAGGAAAUCAGGGUCUCUGACUCGUGCGGGGCCUCGGGCCUUCUGUUCCUGUUCCGCUUGCCCCGGAAGCUCUGCUUGCUGGCGUCGUCUGGGCCUGUGUCACAGCCGCAUCUUUGAUGUCCUCCUUCCUCUACCCUGGCCGACCAUGCCGGGAAGAGGAUUUCCAAGCCUCCUCACUUUCUACAGAGAACCUGCAAGAAAACACUCCACUCAUCGUAAUUCACGUGCUCCAAGCUCUCGGGCCUGCCGCUGUGGCUCUGGGAGCCCUGGGGGCUGCCUGUUACAUCACUGAAUCCUUGUGAACAAACCCCAGGCCCGCGGCCCGGCAGAUCCAGUUUCCAUCAAGGAUCUCUCUUGUCACCAAAAUAGAACAAAAAAAAAAAAAUUCUGUUUCAUGAGUGUGUUUUACCCAGAGACACAAAGUUCGACUUGG
Messenger RNA from Leopardus geoffroyi (Geoffroy's cat), 900 nucleotides. RefSeq names its product spermatogenesis associated 3 (gene SPATA3). NCBI's taxonomy places the organism in Eukaryota, Metazoa, Chordata, Mammalia, Carnivora, Felidae. The transcript has 4 exons. The coding region runs from base 142 to 759 and encodes 205 amino acids. The record is from RefSeq and is a predicted model, not a curated record.